This is a messenger RNA of Caretta caretta (loggerhead turtle), 18057 nucleotides long. RefSeq names its product aquarius intron-binding spliceosomal factor (gene AQR). Gene Ontology annotation, molecular function: mRNA binding; helicase activity. Gene Ontology annotation, biological process: mRNA splicing, via spliceosome. The record is from RefSeq and is a predicted model, not a curated record. Lineage: Eukaryota; Metazoa; Chordata; Testudines; Cheloniidae. Gene Ontology annotation, cellular component: catalytic step 2 spliceosome.
CCAAACUUCCGCUGUCCUGACCCAAGCGGCAAGCGCCCAGUGAGAGGCUAGUAACUCAGCGGGGCUGGCUGAGGCUCUGGCUGGGAGAGUCCAUUCGGGGGCGGGGGGACGGAACAGAACUAUCGUGCCUCGAGACCGGUUCCCGGGCGGAGACGGGAGUGAGUGUGUGAGGCGCCGGGACCCCUACGCGCUUCGGCAUGGCGGCGGCUUCGCUUCAGCCUAAGAAGAUCGUGGCGCCCACUGUGGCGCAGAUCAACGCGGAGUUCGUGACCCAGUUGGCAAAUAAGUACUGGGCUCCACAUGUGAAGAAAAAAUUACCUUUUGAUUCAAAGGUUAUUGAAGAUGUGUAUACAAAAGAAAUUGUCAAAUCAAGGUUUGCCAUUAGAAAGAUAAUGCUUCUUGAAUUCAGCCAGUACCUUGAAAAUUACCUGUGGAUGAAUUAUUCUCCAGAGGUGUCCAGUAAGGCCUAUUUAAUGUCAAUCUGCUGUAUGGUGAAUGAGAAGUUCAGAGAAAAUGUACCUGCGUGGGAGACAUUCAAAAAGAAGCCAGAGCACUUUCCUUUCUUUUUCAAAUGUAUAUUGGAAGCAUCAUUAGAUGAGAGUGACAGUGAACUGUCUCUGCAUGAACAGACAGUCCUCCUUCUCUUCCUUGAUCACUGCUUCAACAGUUUAGAAGUGGAUUUGAUCAGGGGUCAGGUGCAGCAGCUCAUCUCCCUGCCAAUGUGGAUGGGCCUACAACAUGCACGUCUGGAACAAGAACUGAAAAAGACACCAAAGCUUAGAAAAUUUUGGAAUCUGAUCAAGAAGAAUGAUGAGAAAAUGGAUGAAAAGACACGAAUGCAGGCAUAUCGAGAGAGAAGAUUUCUUUCACAGCUCAUCCAGAAAUUUAUCUGUGUGCUAAAAUCAAUACCCCAUUCAGGUCCUCUUUCCAUGGACAGAGUUCAUUACUGUGAAAGAUUCAUCGAACUCAUGAUAGAUCUAGAGGCCUUGCUUCCCACACGGCGGUGGUUUAAUACAGUAUUAGAUGACUCCCACCUUGUUGUUCAUUGUUACCUCUCUAGCCUUGCUAAAAGGGAAAAGGAGGGCCAUCUCUUCUGCCAGCUUUUAGACAUGCUUAAAUUCUACACCGGCUUUGAAAUUAAUGACCAGACUGGGAAUGCUUUGACAGAAAAUGAGAUGACUACAAUUCACUAUGAUAGAAUUACUUCCUUACAGAGAGCAGCUUUUGCACAUUUCCCGGAACUAUACGAUUUUGCACUUUCAAAUGUGGCAGCAGUGGACACUCGUGGUUCAUUGGAAAAGCUGUGUGGACCCCUGAGCCCAAACACACUCCACCAGGUGGCAUCAUACCUCUGCUUGUUACCGGCUCUACCUGAAGGGGAAGAUACAGGCUAUGACAAAGAAUUUCUGCUAGAAUUACUGGUGUCUCGUCAUGCACGUCGAAUAUCUCAAAUUCAGCAGCUUAACCAGAUGCCUCUGUAUCCCACUGAGAAGAUUAUUUGGGAUGAAAAUAUUGUCCCAACUGAGUACUAUUCUGGAGAAGGCUGCCUCGCUCUUCCUAAACUGAAUUUACAGUUUCUGACUCUUCAUGACUACCUUCUACGGAACUUUAAUCUCUUCCGCUUAGAGUCUACAUAUGAGAUCAGACAGGACAUUGAGGAUAGUGUCAGUAGGAUGAAACCUUGGAAAUCCGAAUAUGGAGGCAUUGUGUUUGGUGGAUGGGCUCGAAUGGCACAACCCAUUGUGUCUUUCACUGUGGUAGAGGUGGCAAAGCCCAACAUUGGUGAAAACUGGCCAAUGCGAGUACGAGCAGAUGUUACAAUUCAUUUGAAUGUCAGAGAUCACAUCAAAAAUGAAUGGCAAGGUCUGCGCAAGCACGAUGUUUGUUUUUUAGUUACGGUGCGUCCAACACAACCUUAUGGCACAAAGUUUGAUCGAAGGAGGCUUUUUGUUGAGCAAACUGGCCUGGUGUACGUCAGGGGUUGUGAAAUCCAGGGCAUGUUGGAUGAUAAAGGACGUGUCAUUGAAGAAGGACCAGAACCCAAACCAAGACUUAAAGGUGACUCAAGAACCUUUAGAGUAUUUCUGGAUCCUAACCAGUAUCAACAGGACAUGACAAACACAAUCCAAAAUGGAGCAGAAGAUGUCUAUGAGACAUUCAAUAUAAUCAUGAGGAGAAAGCCAAAAGAAAACAACUUUAAGGCUGUUCUGGAGACUAUUAGGAAUCUGAUGAACACAGACUGUGUGGUUCCUGAUUGGUUGCAUGACAUCAUCCUUGGAUAUGGAGACCCAAGCAGCGCUCAUUAUUCAAAAAUGCCAAAUCAGAUUUCUUCUCUGGAUUUUAAUGACACCUUCCUAUCCAUUGAUCACUUAAAAGCCAGUUUUCCUGGAUAUAACAUAAAAGUAACUGUUGACAAUCCAGCUCUACAGAAACCCCCUUUCAGGAUAACUUUCCCACUAAGGGGAGGAAAAGGGAAGAAACGGAAAGAAGAGGAUGGGAAUGAAGAAAAGGCUGAAGAAGCUAAAACCUUAAUUGUGGAACCUCAUGUUAUUCCCAAUAGGGGACCAUAUCCAUACAAUCAACCCAAACGGAAUACUAUUCAAUUUACUCAUACUCAGAUUGAGGCUAUACGUGCAGGAAUGCAACCUGGGCUGACUAUGGUAGUGGGCCCACCUGGUACAGGUAAAACUGAUGUGGCUGUGCAGAUAAUAUCCAAUCUCUAUCAUAAUUUCCCAGAACAGAGAACCCUGAUAGUUACACAUUCCAACCAGGCCUUGAACCAGCUGUUUGAGAAAAUCAUGGCAUUAGACAUUGAUGAGCGCCACCUCCUGCGUCUCGGUCAUGGAGAGGAGGAAUUGGAGACAGAGAAAGAUUUCAGCAGGUAUGGAAGAGUUAAUUAUGUCCUGGGUCGAAGACUGGAGCUUCUACGGGAGGUUGGACGAUUACAAGAGAGCCUGGGGGUCCCAGGAGAUGUUUCUUAUACUUGUGAAACAGCUGGUCACUUCUUCUUAUACCAAGUAAUGUCUCGUUGGGAGGAGUAUAUUAGCAAAGUGAAAGUUAAAGGUGGCAAGCUUCCUGAUGUUGCAGAUGUCUCUAGUUUCUUCCCUUUUCAUCAGUAUUUUGCAAAUGCCCCUCAACCAAUUUUUAAAGGCAAAUCUUAUGAAGAGGACAUGGAAAUUGCUGAAGGGUGUUUCAGACACAUUAAGAAAAUAUUCACUCAACUUGAGGAAUUCAGGGCAUUUGAACUCCUCCGCAGUGGCCUGGAUAGAUCCAAAUACCUCUUGGUGAAAGAAGCAAAGAUCAUUGCAAUGACUUGUACUCAUGCGGCCUUGAAACGACAUGACCUGGUUGAAUUAGGCUUCAAGUAUGAUAACAUCUUAAUGGAAGAGUCUGCUCAGAUUCUGGAGAUAGAAACCUUUAUACCUCUCCUCUUGCAGAACCCCCAAGAUGGAUUCAGCCGACUGAAACGAUGGAUUAUGAUUGGUGACCAUCAUCAGUUGCCACCUGUCAUUAAGAACAUGGCUUUCCAAAAAUACUCCAACAUGGAACAGUCUCUCUUUACACGCUUUGUUCGUGUGGGGGUGCCAACUGUUGACUUGGAUGCUCAAGGAAGAGCAAGAGCAAGCUUGUGUAACCUCUACAACUGGCGUUAUAAGAAUCUGGGUAAUCUGCCUCAUGUGCAACUUCUGCCAGAGUUCAGAACCGCAAACGCUGGAUUUCUGUAUGAUUUCCAGCUUAUAAAUGUAGAAGAUUUCCAUGGUGUGGGAGAGUCUGAACCCAAUCCUUAUUUCUACCAGAAUCUCGGUGAAGCAGAGUAUGUUGUAGCACUCUUCAUGUACAUGUGCCUGCUUGGUUACCCUGCCGACAAGAUAAGUAUUCUGACAACCUAUAAUGGACAAAAGCACCUGAUCCGGGAUAUCAUUAAUCAGCGUUGUGGGACUAACCCAAUUAUAGGCCGACCAAACAAGGUGACAACUGUAGACAGAUUUCAAGGUCAACAAAAUGAUUAUAUUAUCCUUUCAUUAGUGCGAACCAAAGCUGUUGGUCAUCUUAGGGAUGUCAGACGUCUAGUGGUUGCUAUGUCAAGAGCCCGGCUUGGGCUUUAUAUCUUUGCAAGAGUAUCCCUGUUCCAGAACUGCUUUGAGCUAACUCCAGCUUUCAGCCAACUCGCAGCUCGACCCCUUCAACUGCAUAUAAUUCCCUCAGAGUAUUUUCCAACGAUCAGACAGAAUGGAGAAAGACCUUCUCACCAAGUACAUGUUAUAAAGAACAUGCCUCAGAUGGCUAACUUUGUGUACAACAUGUAUAUGCACAUGAUACAGAGUACACGCCACUACAGACAGCAGGAUUUAUUGCCCCCACCCGCCCUGGUUGAAGAAAGUGAAACAGUUCAACAGGAAGCAGAAGUGGAAGUUGAAACUAAGAGCACACCAGUGGAGAGUGAAGAGACAGUGAAGGAAGAGGGAGAGACGGUGAAAGAAGAGGGAGAGCAUCGGAAAAUGCCAGAGCAUCCAGGAAGAGAUAGUGAUAGUGAAGACAGUGAAGCUGAGACUGAGACUGAAAAGUGAUCUUUACCCUCAAUAUGUUUUGGGCACCGACUGGAGAUGGUGACAGAGCAAAAAUAAGUUGGACCUUAUUAAUAGCUGGCUGUGUAAUGCGACCUGUUCCGCAUAUUUUUCACUGAAUAUUUCAGUCAACAAAUUUAAUGAAUGGUAAAUAGUGUUAAAUAUUAAUGGGUACUGAAUUCUUAUCAGUAUCAAUGCUUUGUAGUUAUUCAUCUCAAGUGAUAAGUGCUUUUCUUUCAUGACUCAUUUAGUAAAAAUGUUUUUAUACUUGUUUUUAAUGAUUUAGAUAGAAAAAGUAGAAAUUUUUAAUAUGUUCACUGAUUCAACCAUCAAACUUCUGGUGAUUUUAAGUAAUUAUCUUCAGGCCCACUUCACAUUCACUUUCCCUAACGCUUACAUAUAAAGUGUACAGUGGAGAGGUUCGGAACCAAACUGCCUAUGCUUCUAUGCAGAGAUGUGGGUGUGGGCCCUAAUUCAGCAAGAUACUUAAGCAUGUGCCUAAAGUUAGACAUAUGAGUCGUGCCAUUGACUUCCAGGGGAGUUAAAUACAGACUUAAGUGCUUUGCUGAACUGGGGCUUUGAGAGCAGCAUAAGACCAUGUGCUAGCUGUGCUCGUUUCAUUGCUGCCUUCUGUUACUGUUCCUAGUAUGUUGUCAUAGGCAAUAGAAAAACUUUCAUCUUUAUUUUAAGAGACAGUAAUUGCCCAUGAUAAAGUAACAUUGAGUAAAGGUGAAGGUUGUUUUCCACCCAUAGGAACUGGGUCUGCAAAACAUCAAACAUGUAUUGAGACAGUGCUUGAGUGGAUUUUCUGGGGUAACUUCCAAACGUGCAUCCUUCAUAAGCUCCUAGGGAGUAAAAGGUUUUCCGCUGAUUCGGCAUCAGCGUCUGCCAACUUGGCAAGUGAUUCAAUGAAACACACGCUUCUUUCCUAGUAGAUUUGCAGACAAAGCAGUAAGCAUAGGACCAUCCUUCAUAUUCUUUGCUGGCAAAGGAAAGAUAUUCAGUUGUGAAAUUGCCAACAAGAGUUCCUCACAAAAUAUAGACAAGAGAAUCAUUCAUACUAAUGAAGCUUAAAACAUUAAGUUUUCUUAAUAUCUUUAUAGUAAAAUGAGAAUCAAAUGUAAAGAAAUACAAUUAGAAGCAAAACUUGAACACACACACACUGCCAACAUGAUGUAUGAGGAGAACCCCACCCCCAUCAUCUUCAUUAAAAUGAAUCUCCCUUCCCAUGUCUCCACUAUUGCACGUCACCAUAUCUAGCGAGCUGCUACGUUUGUUUUCUGAACUCUCAGCCAAACCAGCAAAUGAAUCACUUGUGAAACGUGUGUGUGUGUGUCUCCAUCCAUCACUUUUACCAGAAAAUUUAAAAAGAACCUGUGCAUUUUUUUUCUAUCUGCUAGUGGAGGGGUGAAUGGUGCAGAGUUAAAUAUAUGGGUGAUACAGUUUCAUAAACUAACAUGCAUAUGUUUAAUCAGGGAUGAAUAGUACAAGGCCUUCGAGCAACAUGUGACCAGCUCAGCUGAGGGUCAUCUCUGCUUUCCAACCUAUUUUCUAUAAAUAUUUGAGUGUCUGACAAUCUAUCUUGGUUCUUUUAAAAAAAAAAAAAAAAAAAAAAAAUUGGAGCGGGAGCAUGCGGUACUUGUACAUAAUUAAUGAAGCAACUGAAGGGGGGGGUUCUCUAAAAUAGGUAGUUGAAUAUUGUAGCCUGGUCUAUAGAUUAGGAAUAAGAAUUUACAGUUAUCACUUUGAGAGUUGACAGGUUCUUGUCCCAAGAUCAGGCCCAGUAUUAUUAAAAUUAUUAUAUAGUUGGGAAAUUAUGUGCACAGAUGCAACAUUCACACUAUAGGAAUGCUUAUAUUUACAAAUUUAUUAAUACAUUUAGCAAAGUCACAAACACUCUAACUCAAUAAGAUAGAUAGAGAUAAUACAGCAAGUACAUCUGAACAUCCAUACUCUCACCAUCCCUUGCAGAACAACCUGAAAUGUUAGCCAUCAUCUUCCUCAUCACCAUCACCUUCCUCAUCUUCACCAGUGGUCAUCAUUCUGGCCUCUCCCAAGGUCUGCAUCUCCCUCUCCUACUGCCCUGGGAUGCUCCUUUUAUAAUAUGUUAUGCUGUCACCAUGUCUAUUCAUUAGGGGUUUUCCCCCUCUUCCUUAUUUCUAUUUCCUCCCCUUACCAAUGUUAAGGUGUCCUUUUUUUAAUAGGUUAAUAUAUUUGAUUUCAUGUCAUUAUCAUAUAUGUUAAUUUGUUGCUCUGGCACUCUUGCAGUUGGAUGUUCUGUCCAAAACUUUCCAGAAGCUGGUGUUAGCUCGUAUUUCUAUGGUUGGCUGAUGUCAUUAUAGACAAAAUUCCCCAUUACAUUCUACUUCCUGUUCUCCAAAAUUUAUGGGUUUCCUAAGUUUAUCUAUGCCAAAGUUUGUAGGCGUCAAGCCUUAUGCUAACUGCUAAAGCCAGUGUCUUACAGUUUACAAGCCUCUAGGUUCCUUGAAUUACUGCUGAAUAUAAUAAAGCAGAGUAUAAUGAAAAUCAGAGAAUAUAAUAGAGGUAAACUGGCCCACUGGGCGACAAUAUGGAGUCAGGAACUAUCUCAGUAACAAGAGUACAGAGCCUGACUGCCUACAGCAACUGGAGAAGAUGUAGAAGGAAUAAAGGAAUGAGAAGAUACUUUUGAAUGUAUUUGCAGGCCCCCUGGCUAUUUCCGCAUGCCCACCCCACACGCUGAUGCGCACACAGUCUAUGUUGAGCUGUGCUACAUGUGCAGACCCGUCUCCAGGAGACUUGGCUCCCCAGUGCAUGUGAAGCAAUUUGUAAUUGUUCUGCUGUGUCCAGAGCCCUGCUAGACCCAGAGAGUAUGGGUGUAGAUUUGCUCCUAAAAUGGUGGGGAGAGUUGUGAAGGGGAUUGCCACUGGAAGGGAACAGAGAUAGUUUAGUACAAAUAGCAAACAUUUGAAUUACUGCUUUACUGCAUCCUCAUUUCCCAAAGGCUGGGGCAUGCCUCCCUGGGGGUUUGAGGAACUAACAAGGUAAGGAGUGGGAGGGGAGAAGAGUUAAAGGUCUAUAAACUUAGGGUAUGUCUUCACUUAAAAUGCUGAAGCAGUCCUGCUGUAGUGCUUCAGUAUAGAUGUUAUCUACACCGACAGGAGAGGUUCUCCCAUCUACAUAGGUAAUCCACUUCACUGAGAGGUGGUAGCUAGGUCAACGGUUAGGUCGGUAUACCAAUGUACAUUUCUAAUGUAGGGAGAGUGUGAUAGGCUUCAUUUUAUUGAAAGGGGAGGGGAUCAAAUUUCUGAAGUUUGGGAGAAUGGAUAGUUUACUGAAUGGUUGGAAAGCUUUGGCUUUUUGAAUCCUUUCAUUCAAAGCCAACAGUCUUCAUGAUUUAAAUAUAUUGAAAUCUUUCCUCCAAAAAUGCAUAUAGUUACUGUUGAUCUUUUUUCUCAUAUGAAAAUAUAACACAAGUUCAAGUCCGUAAUUUAGGUCUUGGUGCCUUGUUUUUGAAAGACAGUAUUUUCUUGGGAUUUAACAUCUCCUUUUAGUGUUUGCAGCGUUGUGCUAAUGAAUGAGAGAGAGAUAAUGAAAUUGAAUAAUAUAUUUUCAUUGUCCCAAGUUGACUGAAAUGCAAACUGUAAAUAAGCACUUUUUACAAAACCCUAAGAGCUAUAGAUGUUCCCAUUUUUUAAUGCCUUCCUUGCAGAUGUACCAUGGCAGGACAUUUGUAAGGUAGCCAUGUGGUCUUCUGUCCACAUCUUUUCCACUCAUGAUGCCAUCGCCCCAGGAGCGGAUGUGGCAGUUGGCCAUGCCAUUCUACAGACUGUGACUUCUUGCGUGUCUUCGCACCCACCUCCGUGCUGAACACUGCUCUCUAGUCUCCCAUGUCUGGAAUCCAUAUAGGGACCAGCACUCGAAGAAGAAGAAGGGGAGGUUGCUUACUGUAACUGGAGGUUCUUUGAAAUGUGUGGUCCUUAUUUGGAUUCCAAUACCCUCCCUCCAUCCCCUCUUAAAGCCUAAGACGCACCACACGGCCGAAACACGUGAGAGUCAAUGGAUACUACUACAAACAGGUUCGGCGCAUGGCGUGCAUGCACGCCGCCUUUGGAAUCCAAAUAGGGACCAUACAUCUCGAAGAACCUCCAGUUACAGUAAGCAACCUCCCCAUCCUAUUGAACAAUAUUACACUGUGUUUUCUAAAGUGAGACCUACCACAUACAUUUGGGAUGCUGAGUUGGAUAGGGAGAGAGAGGUCCUUAAAAAAUCAUCCCCUUUAGCUGAGGACACAUACAAGAAUACUGAAACAAGAGUAUUGGGAGAAUGCUUUGUUGCCAAGGAGUCUUCCUUUUGGACAUGUAUUGGCUACUGUUUGGAAAUAUGAAUGGAUAUUGCCCGGUCAGUGUUUUUAUUCACCAUAUUUAAGAGUGUGUGAGCUUGAACAGAAUCUAUUUAUAUAACACUGCAUAAAAUAACCUUAAACCUUGAUAUUGGUGAAGUAUCUAUACCCUUUAGUGAGUGGUCCAGAAUAACCACCCUGAGAAAUGAAAGGACCUGGUUGAGACAAAGACCCCUCUGAAUGGUAAAAGUUUGUGUUCAUUUUGCACGUUGGAAACUCUUUUUUUAGGAAGCCUUUUCAAGUGUCUAAGGCCCAGAUUCUCAGUGGUAUUUAGGCACCUGAUUGCCAUUGAAAUCAAUACAAGCUAAAUAUGUUUUGAGGAUCUGAGCCCCAGUCUCAUUUGUAAGUCACUUUUAAAAUGAAAUUUUUGUAACAAGUAUUUUUGAAAAAGAAUGGCUUAGGUUAGCAAGGAUGUAUGUUGGAAAUUAUUACUAUCUUUCAUGACUCUGGAAUUGCUUAUAAAUGAGGAGAAUGUGCCUAUGCUCAGUGCCCCGCCUAUAGAGAAAACCUUUACUGCAAAAAAAGAUUGACUUCCAGUUUUAUUAGCUCAGUUGUCUUGGUGUGCACCCUAAAGUAGAACAUUACAUACAUACCUUGUGGGGACUGUUAAAGUCAUUCCUUAGCAUGAGAAUUCUACUGACAAGAGUGAGUGUGAUGUGCAUCUAUCUAGAUUUGUCUAUUGCUCUAAUCACUAUAGCAUUUAAGCAUGUAACAAGGAAAAUUUAGGACUAGGAGUGGGUGGGACACGUGGGGCUCCGCUAGAUCUUUGGCCAAAACAGAAAUCUCUAAGGGGCUGCUUCAGCCAAUGUAAUUUAGUAGAUAGAGGUGGUCAGCUCAGGAUCAGAGGAAAGAGAGGUGUCUUAGAGAGAACUUUUUCCCAGCUGCAUUGUAUGUAAGCUUGGCUCAGUUGAGGACUAAGCCCUUAGUAUCUGCCAUGCUGCUUCAGUUUGCAUUUUUGAAAACUGUCACAUCCUGUCAUAGAAAUCAAUGAGCCAGUAUAACCUGAAGGAAGUACAAGGCUCAGAUUAAAGUAUCCUGUGCCCUGCCUUCUCCCCUCCAGUUUAGAAGUGAAACUGAGCUGACUUGGUGCCCCUAGCCUGACUAUCCAUUCCCAUCACUCCUGGACUCCUUAGGCUCAUUCAUAGGUACCAAAUGAUCCAAACAUAAUUCAGAUUCUGUUAAUGUAUGUUCCCAUUCGCAAGCUGAUUUAAUCCCCACUGAGCACAGAGGCUUCUAAUGCAGUAGGUCCUAAUCUCUCGCAUGCAUACAGCUCAGACUUCAGUAGUGGGCCAGCUGUCCUAAAUUGCUCCCUACUCCCACAGCGUUCACCCACUGGCAUUCUAUCAGCCUGCACUAUGUAAUGAGAGGCGGCAUCGAGGACAGCUGCUGUUGCUGACUUAUCACUCAGUCCUGUACACAGUGCCCUGCUAUAAAAUUCUGAGCUGAAUCAAGAUUUACUGAUGACUCUAGGAAAUGUGUGGCUCCUUAUUGUAUGAAAUAAAUUAUAUAUUCUCUUUGUCUACAUAUAUACACGUAUAUUUAUGGGAAGACAGGUUAUAACUCCAGAGUUAAAGUUUGAAGCAAGCUUCUCUUAUAAACCCAAACUUAAUACACCCAUCUAAUUUCAUCAAUAUGAAAUAAAUCCAUCUGACGUACAUUACGCAUCUUACCUAAAUUCUGUCCUUAUUUUGGACAGUUUGUUUCAAUUUGUUUCAAUUUCAAAAGUUGUUGUAGUGGGAUUCUGGAAAUCUGAGGGCUUGGUAUAUGAGGAGCUUUCAAUUAUGAUAAUAUUUUCUAAUGCUGAUUUUUUUCUCUGAAAGAGGUUUGCCCUGCAAAUUACAAUUUUAUUUUGUUUUGGUGGCCUUGCUCCAAAUUGGUGCUUUUUAAUGUUUUAGGAAAGUUGUGAGAGGGAAUUACAAAGAUAUAGAGCUGAUACAAGUAACUAUUGCUGUGGUGCAAUUGUACCUGGUAAUAUAUGUUCGCAGUAAAAAUGUAUACAUUAUAAAUACACUAUUCGUGGCCUGGGUGACAUGAGCAGAGGCCUGGAGGAGAGAUCCAGAGCUCAGGGACUCCACUGGGGAAGAAGAGGAGAAUAUGGGAGGAGAGAGCAUCUCUGAUCUAAACUCAAGUGCACCACGGGGAGAGGAGACCAUUCUAAAUCCAAUCCCCUUAGCCCCUGGCUCUCCCCAUUAGUGCAAAAUUCACAGGCAGGCAAAUUUAAUUGUUUAAAGUAGAACUGUCAAUUAGUUGCAGUUAACUUGAGCAAUUAACACAAAACAAAUUAACUAGAUUUUUAAAAGAUCUCCAUUAAUUGCAGUUUUACUAGCUGUUAAUAAAAUACCAAUUUUAAUUUAUUAAGUAUUUUGGAUGUUUUUCUACAUUUUCAAAUGUAUUGGUUUCAAUUACAACACAGAAUACAAAGUAUUUAUUAUUUUGAUUACAAAUAGUUGCACUGUAAAAAAAAAAUGAAAUAGUAUUUUUCAAUUCACCUCAGACAAGUACUGAAGUGCAAUCUCUUUCUUGUAAAAGUGCAACUUACAAGUGUAGAAUUAUAUUUUUUACACAACUUCACUCAAAAACAAAACAAUUGUAAAACUUUAGAGCCUACAAGUCCACUAGUCCUACUUCUUGUUCAGCCAAUCUCUAAGACAAACAAGUUUGUUUACAUUUACAGGAGAUAAUGCUGUCUGCUUCUUAUUUGCAAUGUCACCUGAAAGUGAGAGGAGGCGUUGCAAGGUAUUUACAUGCCAGAUAUGCUAAACGUUCAUAUGCCCCUUCGUGUUUUGACCUCCAUUCCAGAGGACAUGCUUCCAUGCUGAAUUUAAAUUGCUAUUCUAUUAUUAUUAACUGUACAAUUAAAACUGUGAUUAAUCACAACUUUUUUUUUUAAUCUCACGAUUAAUUGCGAUUAUUUUUUUAAUCGUUUGACAGCCCUAGUUUAAAGUUUAAUUUCCCAGGUUGCACCAUCUGAGCUGCUGUUUUGUAUGAGGGACUGUGCUAUUGUGGGCAACUGGAGCUGGAAGGCAGUGUGCAGAGAGCAGUGAUUGAAGGCAUUAGACCUGAGGAGGGGAGGCAUUAUAUGAGGAGUUGUCUUACAAGCAGAGUGUGUGACAGAGAUGUAAGUAUAUGUGCCUGGGUGUUGUUUUGUAGUCAGGAUUAACACCCUUUUGCAACCUUUCCACCUUAAAAAACUUUAACAAAGUUUUUUUAAGGGAAUCGUCAAUGCAACCACAAAAAAAUAAAUUCUGGGGGGAAGACAACGUUGAGUCAUUUUGUUCAUCUCCAAGUUGCGCGGGGCAAGGAUCUGGCUUCACAGAUGAGCUCAGUUCCCAUCCUCCCAAAAGUCCCCCAGCAGCACCAUGUUGUUCCACCUUUAUGUGUAUCUGAAAGUCUAUAUGUGCAGUUUUGUAUGGCUGUGUCUGUCCAUAUGUGUGUCUGUGUAAAGCACGUCCCCGCAGUGUCCUCCCUGUAGUGUUCAAGCAUCUUUCUGUGUCACAUCACCCACAGCACUGUGUAUUCCCCUUUGGUCUCUGUUCAAUCUCCCCAGCAGGCCAUCUCUGUCUCCCUCCCAGCCAGACCUUUCUUCUUUAACAGGGAAGGGGGUGCUUGUCCCGUCCCAUGCCAUGUGCUACAGUCCUUUGGGGAGAGGACUGGAGGAGGCAAGCAGGUCUCUUCUCUCUGGCUCCUCCUGCUGUCUGAAGUGAUAUUGUCUAUAAGUUAGGGAACUGAGCCUUUCAUCUCUACUCCUCAACUGUCAAGUGGUGCUGAGACAGCUGCUGCCGCACACAGCGGCAUUUGGGAAGUUAGAAAUGGUCUCCCUUUCCCUUUCUUGCCUCCCUGCUGUCACCGAUGCAUAUUUGCAGGGGGGAAAAACAUUGCAGCUCCCCCACCCACACCUGAAACUUAUAGGGGAAAUUUCCACCUUAACCUCUCCCAGCGGUUGUGCCUGUGGAACAAAUAUAUGUGUAACAUACACUACCAAUUUGAAGUGACCAGUAUCUUUAAAAAAGUCUCUUCUCCAAUUUUUGCUGAAGAGGGGCUUUCUGUAGUUUGAUUAGUCUCCACCUAAAGCCAAAAACCCUAAGAAUAAUAUGCAAAAUAAUCAGUGAGGUUACAAUAAAAUGAGACAUGGUUCACUAAUCAAAUCUGUAAAAGCUGAUGGCUGCGUCUCUGCCUCUUUUGUAACGCAUGCCUCUCAUGUGCCUGUUUCUCCCUGUCUGCUGACUUCUCUCCAUCCUCUUCUCUUUGGCAGCUUUGUGUUGGGCACAAAAUAUCCUUUUAGCUCCUGCACUCUUACCCAUCUCCUCUUUUUCUUUAGAUCACCUUAAUUAAAUGCCAUAACUGACCUCCACCUUGAAAACCCAGUUUAAAUCUGUGUCUUCAGCUUCUGGUGGUAGGAUGUAGUUCAUUAGAGUAAGUCUAAGAAGUAUGAUGAAUAGGAGAGGGAUUACUUUACAUGGACAGUACAAAUCUGUCACCUACAAUGCUUGGCCAACUCAAACUUUCAAAGGCAAUCUCUAAAUUAGUGACAGUGUGUGUCUGUCUGUCUGUGUGUGUGUUUAAAGCAUGUCCCCUCAGUGUCCUCCCUGAGUUCAAAGGUCAGUUCCUAGUUAUGCAACUGACUUGCUUUUGACCUUUGGCCUCACAUCAAUUUCUGUCUGUUAAAAUGCAGAUAAAGGGAAGCUUAAUUUAGUAGGUUCUUUAAAGCACAUUGAGAUCUGUGGGUGAAAUAUGCUAUCAAAAUGCAAAGUGUUAUUAAUAUUACAGAAUUUAAACGUGACCGGGAAUUGUAUGUGCAUAAAGGCCCAACCCAACAAAACAUUUAAUCACAGGCUUAAUAUUAAGAUCCCAAGUAAUUGCAUUCAAGUCAAUGGGGACAACUCCGGUUCUUAAAGUUAAGAACGUGCCAAAGUGCUUUGCUGGCUCAGCACCUAAAUCAGGUAUGUAGGCAUAGUCUGUGGUUUUUUACGUGUAAGGAGAAUAAAGAACUAUGUGGUUAGGGACAAAAUCCAGUGAUAGUGAAUGGAUGCCCCUCAGGCUGCAGAGAAAUGAAUAGUAGAACACUUCAAGGGGUCAGUACUGAUAUCAGUAUUAUUUAAUGUACUAAUAAUUUGAAGGAGGACAUGGACAGCAGGUUGAUGAGGGUUGCUGGAGACUCUAGGUUAUUUAAUUUAGUAAAAGCUAUGAAGAAUGAUGAGGAGCUCCAGAUAGAUUUAAACACAUUGGGGAACUGGUUAAGUGUAUGGCAGAUGAUCUUUAACUUGGAUAAACAUAAAGUAACACAAAUUGCCAAAGAUGGACUCUGAUUUUAUAGGAUUUUCUCAGGACAAAAGCUUACGAGUCAAUGGACUAAGGAGACAGCUCAGUGAAUAUAUCUGUAUAGCUACUGAAUAGGAUGAGGGAAAGCAUGGAGCCUUGAAGGAUCCUGCAUGUGAGAGUCCUGGAGAGUGAGGAACAGUUGUCCUCAGAAAGACCUGAGCAAUUUCAGCCUUGUAGAUAGAAUGGCAGAAUUAGGUUGUCGACCAUUUCACAUGCCAUGGUGACUCCAAAACAUUGAGUAGCUAUGUGCUUCCUCUCCUGCUUCCUCCCCCCCCUUCCCCCCCCGCCCCAAACUAUGGGCAUUUACCAGAGUGACAAGGGCUGUCUCUCCACCAUGUCCUGGCAUGAAGCCUUAUUGGGAUGGAUGUUGGCAACAGAGAGGCUAGUUACAGCCUAUUUUUAGUUAACUUCUCAAUUAACUUGCUUAAGAAAGAGAGAUUGGAAACUGAGCAGUAAUUUGUGAGAUUGCUGGCACUGCGUGCUUAUCUAUUCAGAGUAAAGGUUAGCCUCAUGAAGCUCUAAAAGACAAAAAUGUUUUGCUAUAAUUGGAAGUUAUGGAGCUGUUCAGGGAAGAUGCGGUUGGAGGAGAGCUAAUGGAAAAGGACUCUCUGCUUCCUGCGCAGGUUAACUCCAAAAUUAGAAAUAUAUCUGCAAUAUGUCCACGUCAAGGAUGCUGUGAAAGCCAUAACUAUGAAUUUCGUGACUUCUGUACAUUUAAUCAUAAUGCAAUCAUAAUAUUGCAUUAAUAUAGUUUACAGUGAAAAUUUUAUUAAUGAAAAUAAAAAUUCAGUGGCAAUUGAUGAUAAUUUGUGAUUGUAAUUGCACAAGAGAUGGCAAUAUAAGAUUCAGAUUACCAUGUAUAUAUCUUGAAUGUAGGAUGUAGAAUUUAAAUAUCUGUGAUCCAAGCCAAAGCCUGUAACUGGCAUGCAGCUGGGCUACCUGCUGGAAUCUUUUUGGGUGGUGGAAUGAAGAAAUAUUCUUUCUUUGAGCUAUCCAAGAAUGAGAAAAGUCACCUGCAAAAUUUCUUAUGAUAUGACAAAUACCUUUUAUUUACUGUAAGGUAAUCCAAAAUAGCAAAUUGAGGUGUAAAAUGAAAGUGUCUCACCAACUACAGAAAUGCUGUCAUAUUUGUCUUUUCCCAACAAAAGAAAAAGGUUAAAAAAAAAAUCUGAACUAUAUUAGAGGAAUUUGGAAAUAUUUAAAGUGAAUGUGUGACUGAUACAAACACAGCAACAGUCCAUUGGGGAUUUUGGAGCACUGAUUUUUUUCCCCUCUCUAGUUACGCUACUUCCAUCAUGUGGCCUUCUCCAAACUAUUGUUGUUUCCAUUGGCAGGGCCGGCUCCAGGCACCAGCAUUCCAAGCAGGUGCUUGGGGCGGCAAUCAGAAAGGGGCGGCAGAGUUUCCGUGGCUGCAAUUCUGUUCCGCCAGCCGCGGCAGCAAUUCGGCAGCGACAGGUUUUUUCACUGCUUGUAGUGGCAAAAAUGGUAGAGCCGGCCCUGUCAAUUGGGCACUACUAAUGUCAGGACUGUGUCUAUCACACUGCAGCAAAACCUUUCUGGAUCUGAGCCCUGCUCAGAAAUACCUAGCACUGAAGAACCCAGACUAUCACAUAGGACAUGUAAGCCAACAGAUCCUUUCCAGUCCUUGACCAAGCUCCCUGUUGUCACAUAGAAUCCCACCCAUAUAUUUAUUAAAAUCCAUCUUAGGCUCCCUAUGGAUGUUUCCAUCUUCUCCUCUCCCUGAGGUAGAAAAGAGAGGAUGUUUACUGAACUGAAAUGCUGCUGCCAGAGCCAUCCCUGAAGACUGUAGGCCAGAUCCUCAGUUCUGAACAAUCCCCCUUAUGCUGCUCUGCAGCAUGGGAGAUCUAACGCUACCAUAACAAGGCAGCUGGGAUUUUCCCCUUUUUCAGCAGAAUCUCUGGCUGGCAUGGCAAGCUUUACACAACUCUGUCAUGACCCUUUGGACACAGGGGAGCUCUAGCUGCAUAAUGGUGUUUCCAGACGGCCAGCAUAGAGUUCUAGAUUUCAAGGCCAGAUAGGACCAUUGUGAUCAUCUAGUCUGACCUCCUGUAUUACACAGGCCAGAGAACUUCCCUGAAGUAACUCCAUCUGGACUAGAGCAUAAGCUAAACCAAUCUUGAUUUUAAAAUUGCCCGUGAUGGCAAACCCAUCACAGCUGCUGGUAAAUUAUUCUAAUAGUUAAUUAUCCUCACUGUUAAAAUGUUAUGACUGUAGCCUUUUACUUUAUUUAAGGUUAAUUAUACUUCAGUGGGUUUGGCUCUGGUGGCUAUAGUUUUAAGUUCAACAGAGUUACCUCUGUUUUAUAUUUAAAGUUCAUAGGAACACAUGAAACCAUAGGAAAACAACACAUACAACUACAAGAGCAUUUAUUUGUUAGUGAAAUUUUAUUAAAAUUACUGACAAAGCUAUAAAUGUUACAGCAUAUACAAUUACUAAAGAUAAAUAUAAUGGACCAGUUAUAACUACAGACAUACUUACAUUUUUCUAGAUGGCCCUUUUAUGGUGCUGCUGGGAGACUUUGACCCUUAACAUGGGAGUGGUUCCUGCUGGAGUUUUCCCUAGGAAGCUCAAUUUUUCUGUUUUGAGCAACCUUUUUUAUACUGUGAGUUUGUCUAUACCUACAUUCUCCGCAUGUACAUAAAAGUGUCAACCUUCUUUUUCUUAUUGGUUUGUGUCCCCUGAAAACACAAGGGACCCCGAAUUCUAUAGGCUGGGUAGGUUUUUGUUAACAUUGAUGUACCACCUUUAUUCUGUGGUUAUUGUAUGUGUUAGAGACAAUAUUUUGUUGUCACAGCAUUUUAUAACUUAAUUUAAUCUUUCCAGCUAUACUUUUGCAAUAUUACCAGUUGGUACCUCUUUUCCAUUAUCUUUUGGGUUAUUUCUCGAUCAUUGACUUGUGCUAUUAUUUUUUGUCUCCAAAGCCCAAAAUAGCUAAGGUAAGGUCUUGCAGGCCUUGGCCUAUGGAUUUUUGUGUUUCAGCUUGCCUUACUUAUGUCUACCACAUAGUUCCUUUUAAAUACUGAUCAAUCUUAUACUUUUAUAAUCCUACAAAUUACUCUAAUUAACAUAGUGUUUAUAUGUCAUAUAACAUAUUGAUUAAUCAUAACAUCACAUGAUAAAUGGAUACUAAACUAAAAUCAUUGGCCACAUUCCCCACCUUGACAGGGUGUGUUAUCUUGUUGUUAAGCAACAAUUAGAUAAGAGCCCUGUUACAUACAUAUGACAGUAAUGAUUAAUACAAUAGCACAUAAGAAAUUUAAUUGAUGUAAUGUUUCAGUAUUACAUGUAAUUUAAAUUUAUGCUUGUCAUAAAUAUAAAGGGAAGGGUAAAUACCUUUAAAAUCCCUCCUGGCCAGAGGAAAAACCCUUUCACCUGUAAAGGGUUAAGAAGCUAGGAUAACCUCGCUUGCACCUGACCAAAAUGAACAAUGAGGAGACAAGAUACUUUCAAAGCUGGAGAGGGGGAGAAACAAAGGUUCUCUCUGUCUGUGUGAUGCUUUUGCCGGGAACAGAAAAGGAAUGGAGUCUUAGAACUUAGUAAGUAAUCUAGUUAGAUAUGCAUUAGAUUCUGUUUUGUUUAAAUGGCUGAUAAAAUAAGCUGUGCUGAAUGGAAUGUAUAUUCCUGUUUUUGUGUCUUUUUGUAACUUAAGGUUUUGCCCACAGGGAUUCUCUAUGUUUUGAAUCUGAUUACCCUGUAAGGUAUUUACCAUCCUGAUUUUACAGAGGUGAUUCUUUUACUUUUUUUCUUCAAUUAAAGUUCUUCUUUUAAGAA